Molecule: messenger RNA, 663 nt
Organism: Penicillium macrosclerotiorum
Lineage: Eukaryota; Fungi; Ascomycota; Eurotiomycetes; Eurotiales; Aspergillaceae
Product: carbonic anhydrase
Exons: 2
Coding region: 1-663 (220 amino acids)
Biological process (GO): carbon utilization; cellular response to oxidative stress; cellular response to carbon dioxide
Cellular component (GO): cytoplasm
Molecular function (GO): zinc ion binding; carbonate dehydratase activity
Source: RefSeq, a predicted model, not a curated record
AUGAGUCGUCUUUUCCAGCACUCUCUUGAUGGUAUCUUCAAGAGGAACAAGGAUUGGGUCUGCUCGAAAAAGAUCGCAGACCCAGGGUUUUUCGAAAAGCUUUCUGCUGGACAAGCACCAGAUUAUCUCUACAUCGGCUGCAGCGACAGCCGCGUUCCGGCAAAUGAAAUAAUGGGCCUAGAGGCUGGUGAAGUUUUCGUCCAUCGCAAUAUCGCAAACCUAGUUCCCAAUGUCGACCUCAACGUCAUGUCUGUCAUAAAUUAUGCAGUCCGACACUUACAUGUCAAGCACAUCAUUGUCUGUGGUCACUACAACUGCGGAGGGGUCAAAGCUGCAAUGACCUCGGCUGACUUGGGUCUCCUGAACCCAUGGCUCCGCAACAUACGUGAUGUCUAUCGCUUGCAUGAGAAAGAAUUGGACAAGAUCACAGAUGAAGACUCGCGGUACAACAGACUUAUUGAGUUGAAUGUCAUUGAGUCCUGUCGGAAUGUGAUCAAAACUGCUGCAGUACAGCAGAGCUACGAAAACAACCAGUAUCCGGUUGUUCACGGAUUAGUUUUUGAUCUGCGCGAUGGUCUUCUCAGAGAUCUUGAGAUUGACUUUGAAGCAAUGCUAGAGGAUGUGAAAAAGAUCUAUUGCCUUUCUUCGAAAACUUCCAGUUAA